Molecule: messenger RNA, 11051 nt
Organism: Coregonus sp. 'balchen'
Lineage: Eukaryota; Metazoa; Chordata; Actinopteri; Salmoniformes; Salmonidae
Source: the annotation of a GenBank genome assembly
AUUUCAUAAUUCAUACAUUUGUAUUUCAUUUAGGCAUUUUCGCUUCCGUGGAUAUGUUGCUCAGGGGAAUUGUUAUUCUUGCGUACCUUUGUACGGGCCGGCAGCAAACAAACCAACAUCAGGAAGUUUGAGUGCCAUCAGAUGUCGAUUUUGAUCAGAUUUACGUUUGAAUGAAUGGAAUGAAACCCCCGCAUCCGAUUUAGAUAUGAUCUAAGCAUAAGGAGUUUAAACAAGGACUUUAAGAAGGGUCUAUUGAUGCAUUGUAUUGCCACUGAAGAGAUGCCAAAGAAGACUUGAUACGGCAGGCUGACUCAGACGAAUUUAACAUUCCUGUCGCUGAGCUGUGGACAGACGAAGCAUGUGCAUUACCGUCUACGGCAUACUCUAAACAGGUGAAUGACAAAUAUCCACAACUUGACACAUUGAACAUCAAAAUCUCAGUCCAUUUUGACCAGAUAGUGAACCAUGGCGCAAGUCCCUGGUAUGGAGACUUCUGCCAUCUCCGUCCUGAAACGAGCCGUGGAGCUGGACCAGAGCUCGCGCUUCCAGGAGUCGCUAGUGUGCUACCAGGAGGGGAUCCAGCUACUGAUGGACGUGCUGAAAGGUAACACACACACACACACACACAGUCAAAAACACUCACAGGGGUAUGAGGGUGACAUCUGUUUUACUGAUCUACUCAUCUGUCCACAGCUGUGAAAGAUGACUCAAAGAAGGUCCACUACAGACAGAAGAUAAAAGGCUACAUGGACCGAGCAGAACAGAUCAAAGUCCAUGUCAACCAACUAAAAGAAGGUAAUGGAUCUCAGAGACCUUAUGUCACUUUCCCAAAGGAAUCCUUUCCUGCACCUUACUGCUGCCUUCCUCUUAUUCCUCCUUCCAGGGAUGGGCAUUAAUUACAAAUUACAAUUACAAAAUACAACUACAAAAUACCCUAAAGACCAAUGUAUUAAAAUAAAAUAUUAAUACUUUUGCAAAGUAUUGUAAAAUACAUGUAUUUUGUAUUUUAAAAUACAAAAAUACAUUUGCAAGUAGCCAGCCGAACAUCAACAACAUUCAAACUUCUUACUUGCAAUGACUGUGAUAUGUUGUUGUUUAUCUACCUUAGUUGGAUGCACUGUCACUGGAUAAGAGCGUCUGCUAAAUGACCAAAAUGUAUGUGAAAAUGAACAACUGCAAAGCACACUGUGUAUUGUCAUUGGCCAUUUUUUGGGGCCUAGCUCAUUAGAGUAAUAAUCAGCAUGCUUUGCAAUUGUUCAUUUUUACAGGUACAUUUACAUUUAGUUAAUUUAGCAUACACUCUUAUCACACCAUAGUGUCAUCAGACUUUUUGUUUCCAAUGCAGGGUGAAAGGAGGCCAGAAAAUUGUGAACCACUAUAAAGAAAUGGUAUAGAAAAGUAUUUUGUUAUUUUGAAAAUACAAAUUGCAGCUUUUGAAAGUAUCUUGUUACAAAAUACAUUGGAGUGUAGUUCAGCCCAGUGUAAUACAACAUACAAAAUACUCAGAAGUAAUUAAAAUACAUAUACUGAACAAAAAUAUAAACGCAACAUGCAACAAUUUCAAAGAUUUUACGGAGUUACAGUUCAUAUAAGGAAAUAAGUCAAUUUAAAUAAAUUCAUUAGGCCAUAAUCUAUAGUUUUUACAUGACUGGGAAUACAGGUAUGCAUCUGUUGGUCACAUAUACCUUAAAAGAAAAGGUGGGGGCGUGGAUCAGAAAACCAGUCAGUAUCUGGUGUGACCACCAUUUGCCUCAUGCAAAUAGGAACUGAAACACGCUGUCCUGCACGUCGAUCCAGAGCAUCCCAAACAUUCUCAAUGGGUGAAAUGACUGGUGAGUAUGCAGGCCAUGGAAGAACUGGGACAUUUUCAACUUCCAGGAAUGGUGUACAGAUCCUUGCGACAUGGGGCCGUGCAUUAUCAUGCUGAAACAUGAGGUGAUGGCGGCGGAUGAAUGGCACGACAAUGGGCCUCAGGAUCUCGUCACGGUAUCUCUGUGCAUUCAAAUUGCCAUUGAUAAAAUGCAAUUGUGUUUGUUGUCCAUUGCUUAUGCCUGUCCAUACCAUAACCCCACCGCCACCAUGGGGCACUCUGUUCACAACGCUGACAUCAGUAAACCGACGCCAUACACGUGGUCUGCGGUUGUGAGGCCGGUUGGAUGUACUGCCAAAUUCCCUAAAAUGACGUUGGAGGUGGCUUAUGGUAGAGAAAUUAACAUAAAAUUCUCUGGCAACAGCUCUGGUGGACAUUCCUGCAGUCAGCAUGCUAACUGCACGCUCCCUCAACUUGAGACAUCUGUGGCAUUGUGUUGUGUGACAAAACACACAUUUUUAUUGUCCCCAGCACAAGGUGCACCUGUGUAAUGAUCAUGCUGGUUAAUCAGCUUCUUGAUAUGCCACACCUGUCAGGUGGAUGGAUUAUCUUGGCAAAAGAGAAAUGUUCACUAACAGGGGUGUGAAAAAAUGUGUGCCCAAAAUUUGAGAUAAAUACGCUUUUUGUGUAUAUGACCUCCCGAGUGGCGCAGUGGUCUCAGGCAAUGCAUCGCAGUGCUAGCUGUGACACUAGAGAUCUUGGUUCGAAUCCAGGCUCUGUCGUAGCUGGCCGCGACCGGGAGACCCAUGGGGCGGCAUCCAGGGUAGGGAGGGAAUGGCCGGCAGGGAUGUAGCUCAGUUGGUAGAGCAUGGCGUUUGCAACGCCAGGGUUGUGGGUUCGUUUCCCACGGGGGGCCAGUAUGAAAAAAAUAAUGUAUGCACUCACUAACUGUAAGUCGCUCUGGAUAAGAGUGUCUGCUAAAUGACUAAAAUGUAAAAUGUAUAUGGAACAUUUCAGGGAUCUUUUAUUUCAGCUCAUGAAACAUGGGACCAACACUUUACAUGUUGCAUUUAUAUUUUUGUUCAGUGUAUUUCAAAUGCACGUAACAGAAAUAUGGCCCAUCUCUGCCUCCUUCCCUUCUCAUUCCUCCCUCUCUCAUCUCCUCUCCCACUCAGAGGGGAAGUACCAUGAGCAGAUCAGGAUAGCAGAAGAUGCUACAGGCUACAGUUACGAGGUUCUGUUCAGGCCUUACGUCACCGAGGGGCUGACUGAGGUCUGGGUGGAGGACCCUUACAUCCGACAUAUUCACCAGGUAAUUUACCUGUACACUAUCAAACACAUUCACCAGAUUAUAUACUACAGAAAGGUACUAUUACCUCUGGGUGUUCUGCUACCUCAAAAGCUGGUUUGUCUAUUAAUAUGAUUGUGGAAUCUGCCUUGGAUGCCAUUGCCAUGCUGGUUUAGUCAUGAAGUCUUGACUUUGACCCUUCUGCCCUCUUAGCUGUAUAACUUCUUGAGGUUCUGUGAGAUGCUGCUGAAGGCCAGCUGUAAGGUGAAGAGGAUUCACCUCCUGACCUCUCAGGACGAGGUAACUAACUGUAGGCUAGUGGCAAGGCCCACAAAAUGUUGAGAUACCCCUACCUGAGGUAUAACAAAACACAUCCAUGUUUUUCCAUAUCUCUUAGGUGUCCCAUAUAUGAAAUGGAUGGUUGUAUAAAAAUAUGUUACUGCAAAAGUUGUUAAAUUGAUAGAUAUUGUGACAAACAAUGCAGAAUAAUGCCUGGCUGGAGGGGGAGUGGGCCACAUAAGCUCAUGUAACCCAAUAUUGCAAGCUCUGAAAUUGCUCACAUUUGGAAUACAAAUUGUCAAUUGUCUGCCCUACAUACAGAAGCAAACAACAUUAGGAUAUCUUAAAGCAUUUUGGAAAUGUAGACCUGUAAACACACAGAUACAAUAGGCGUAAAUAUCAACUAUGAAUAUUAAUGAUGCUUUUUGGUAGCUGUUCAAUAGACAACUUUCCAAGUCAAAUAAAUUUGCGCUCAUUCAGUGCUGUACGGUCCUGCUUGAUGAAAAUGCAUACAUUUACACGUUUAUUUGAUUUUGUGGCUAUUGUAAUUGGCUCUAAGGAAAACAUGUGGGCUCAGACAUCGAAAUAUAUAUUUUUUGGUGUCCAAGGUUCCUUAAAGGAUUUUGUAUCUUUAGCCCCUAUUCUUACAAUUAAGUCAGGGGGCCAUCAAAGAUUAUCUUUAUAUUUUGCCUCAAAUGCAACAUGGUGUCCAAAAUCCAAUAUGACUACAUUGGAUGGAGGUUAAAUCACAUGUAAAUGAGGCAUUAUUUUCAGAAUUGUGUACAACACUCAUGCCUAUAAAGACUGUUGUGAAUCCAUUUGAUUCUGAAUCCAAUAUGGCCAACAUGAUUACACUCAAACACCUUCGCCUGCAUAUACAGUGGGGAGAACAAGUAUUUGAUACACUGCCGAUUUUGCAGGUUUUCCUACUUACAAAGCAUGUAGAGGUCUGUAAUUUUUAUCAUAGGUACACUUCAACUGUGAGAGAUGGAAUCUAAAACAAAAAUCCAGAAAAUCACAUUGUAUGAUUUUUAAGUAAUUCAUUUGCAUUUUAUUGCAUGACAUAAGUAUUUGAUACAUCAGAAAAGCAGAACUUAAUAUUUGGUACAGAAACCUUUGUUUGCAAUUACAGAGAUCAUACGUUUCCUGUAGGUCUUGACCAGGUUUGCACACACUGCAGCAGGGAUUUUGGCCCACUCCUCCAUACAGACCUUCUCCAGAUCCUUCAGGUUUCGGGGCUGUCGCUGGGCAAUACGGACUUUCAGCUCCCUCCAAAGAUUUUCUAUUGGGUUCAGGUCUGGAGACUGGCUAGGCCACUCCAGGACCUUGAGAUGCUUCUUACGGAGCAACUCCUUAGUUGCCCUGGCUGUGUGUUUCGGGUCGUUGUCAUGCUGGAAGACCCAGCCACGACCCAUCUUCAAUGCUCUUACUCAGGGAAGGAGGUUGUUGGCCAAGAUCUCGCGAUACAUGGCCCCAUCCAUCCUCCCCUCAAUACGGUGCAGUCGUCCUGUCCCCUUUGCAGAAAAGCAUCCCCAAAGAAUGAUGUUUCCACCUCCAUGCUUCACGGUUGGGAUGGUGUUCUUGGGGUUGUACUCAUCCUUCUUCUUCCUCCAAACAUGGCGAGUGGAGUUUAGACCAAAAAGCUAUAUUUUUGUCUCAUCAGACCACAUGACCUUCUCCCAUUCCUCCUCUGGAUCAUCCAGAUGGUCAUUGGCAAACUUCAGACGGGCCUGGACAUGCGCUGGCUUGAGCAGGGGGACCUUGCGUGCGCUGCAAGAUUUUAAUCCAUGACGGCGUAGUGUGUUACUAAUGGUUUUCUUUGAGACUGUGGUCCCAGCUCUCUUCAGGUCAUUGACCAGGUCCUGCCGUGUAGUUCUGGGCUGAUCCCUCACCUUCCUCAUGAUCAUUGAUGCCCCACGAGGUGAGAUCUUGCAUGGAGCCCCAGACCGAGGGUGAUUGACCGUCAUCUUGAACUUCUUCCAUUUUCUAAUAAUUGCGCCAACAUUUGUUGCCUUCUCACCAAGCUGCUUGCCUAUUGUCCUGUAGCCCAUCCCAGCCUUGUGCAGGUCUACAAUUGUAUCCCUGAUGUCCUUACACAGCUCUCUGGUCUUGGCCAUUGUGGAGAGGUUGGAGUCUGUUUGAUUGAGUGUGUGGACAGGUGUCUUUUAUACAGGUAACGAGUUCAAACGGGUGCAGUUAAUACAGGUAAUGAGUGGAGAACAGGAGGGCUUCUUAAAUAAAAACUAACAGGUCUGUGAGAGCCGGAAUUCUUACUGGUUGGUAGGUGAUCAGAUACUUGAAUGCAAAUUAAUUACUUAAAAAUCAUACAAUGUGAUUUUCUGGAUUUUUGUUUUAGAUUCCGUCUCUCACAGUUGAAGUGUACCUAUGAUAAAAAUUACAGACCUCUACAUGCUUUGUAAGUAGGAAAACCUGCAAAAUCGGCAGUGUAUCAAAUACUUGUUCUCCCCACUGUAAGUAGCCCUUGUUAAUUUUGUAUUGUGUUAUUCUGUCUUUAAAAUGGUUUCAUAAGGCUCUUGGUAUAUAUAGGACUAUGAGUGUCACUGCCAUGCCUCUGUUGGUUUGAAUAGCCGAAGCCAACUCGUUUUUCAAUGUGUUCAUGUUUUAAUCUCAUUCACACACUUACAGCAUAUCAACAAUGGGCAAUUCCACAAAAAUAAUAACAAGCCUUUCACGACACAAGCACACAGUAGCGUAACCAAGUUAGAGGAAAGCAACCAUAAUACAACAGUCAGCUACUCUAGUAUUGUAUAUGUACAACCCUCUUUUCCCAACUUAAACUAAGUGUGCAAUGUUAAUUCAGUCUUUGAGGUGACCAGGACGUGAGUAUGUCCUUACAGGGUGAGGAGACAAAGUAACCAGUGGUGGUUGUUGUUCUGGGGUCUGACCAGCUUGCACAGCUAACUGGUCAUUCUGGGCAAGCUGCAGCGACAAGGGCAGUAUCCUUCCUGUAUGACUGGUGGGGUAUUGGGGCUGUGGUGUGAUCAGUUUCCAUUUCUACAGUUCAGUAUAGGCAGUCAGCAGAUGCAGCUUGCAAAGAGACCCAUUGACUAACUGGAAUGUUAUCCCAGCCUGAAUGAUGCUGGGGUAACUCCAGUAGUGGAAUGGUUGGUUGUCUGGUUGUGAAGGAGAGUCUGUGAAAGGGCUGUCAUAAACAGACUUGCCUUUAGAUCUUUCCAACACCUAAUUAACCUGUGGGCAGAGUUGUUUAUGUUGAAUGUUCUAAAAAGUCCUUCAAGUCACGUCCUACAUAAUUGUUUAUAUUCAUUCGGAAGUCAGUUAGGAUGAUAAUUUGGACGACAUUAACUGUGGGUGGUUGGCAUUGAUUAUGGACUGGGGCACGCCCAGCAGGUGAUAUGGCGAGUGACCUCAGGUUACGGUAGAGGUUAUUUAGCAUAGCUAGGUCAUAGACUAUAACUAAGAAGUGUUGGUUGUGAGGGACGUAGCACAGAUCCACACACAUACAUUUGAAGAUGAUCCCUGGUCUUUGAUGGACAUUAAACGGGUUGCAGUGGAGGUGGAGCUGAUCAAGCAUGGUGCACAAAUACCACUAUCUCACAGUCAAUCUCCAGCCACCAUAAACGAUCACAUACAGCAAGUUCUACCAUCCUAAGGUGCUGCUUGUUUGCCAUAAAUGGCAUAUGUCUAUUGUUGGGAUUACUGCACAGUUUCCCAGACCAAUGCAUGAGUCACCCCAGCAUGAAAGCUCAUUCUUCACAUGCAAGUCCAGUUCAGGUGUCACAUGGGCUGGCCAGCCAUAGUUGGUAGCAAAAUAGGUACAUAUGAGGGCAAUGCACACCAGCAAUUUCCAGAUGGAAUCUGACAGUCCAGUUCUGUGGUGUCUCUGUUUCUAGUAACUGCCUGAGGGGAGGACUGAUGGUGGAGUAGGCUUAUCAAGGACAGUUCUGUGAGAUUCAGGAUGGCAUUGAUAUUGGAGAGGUGCAAUUCCUAUGACAUGUGAAGGCCCACUAAGUUGAUGGCAUUGCUUGUCAAUGAGUGUCAGGUUGUUGGUUCAUUGUGGUGAACAGCUUGCCUUAUGCGCUUGUCAUGUGUGGUUUCAUCCUCCCCAUACACCAUAAAUGUCACCAAGUCAACAUAUACGGUAACUCCAGGGCAGACAUCCAGGAUGGUGGACAUCAUUUUCUGGAAGAAGUAAUGUGGCAGCUCAACCCGAGUGCACUGGAACAUCCCAAUUUGCAUCAUAAAUGCAGUGAGCCAGUGGAAGGUCAUGUUGGUUGGAUUCAGGCAGAGGUAUUGGACUAGCAAUGAAUCAAAGCUCCCUUCUAAAUGAUAAGGAGGUGACUUAAGAGCCCAACACUGUAGGGGCAAGUUAUACCACAGCGGGGGCAAAUUGUAGAGCAUGGCAGAGGGUGUCAGAGUCCAGGGUUGGAUUCUCUUUCAUUUCUUUGGAGCCUCCCAGUUGCCUCAUUGAUCCUCAAAGAGGUUUGUGACUUGGAAUACUUUGUGUUGCCAUGCCAAGCAGUCUGUUGUCUUUUUAUAUAUCCAGACAAAGGUGUUUGAGUGUAUAUGGCGGGCAUAUUGGAUUCCUAACAUAGUUGAAGUACACAAAAAUAGUCUUGAGUACAGGUCAAAUCUGAAAAAUGUCUAAUUUAAAACGUGUACAUAUACAUGUGAUUAAACCACCAUUUAAUGGUAAUGUUGCAGCCAUAUUGGAUUUUGAACGCCAUAUUGGAUGUAGAGUCAAAUCUAGAGGGGCCCCCUAAAGUAAUUGCAGAAGUAGGAGCUAAACAUAUCAAAUCCACGGAGAAACCUUUAACUGGAAAAAACGUCAACUGAAUAAUCUGCUUUCUACUAUUUAGCGAGAGGCAGAACUUAUUUCUAUAGAAGAAGCCCAUUUCUAUUCUCAGCUUCUUAACUAACUCAUCAAUAUGCUUUUUAAAAGACAUAUUUUCAUCUAUCCAGAUGCCCAGAUAUUUGUAAGCAGGUACACGAUCAAUAUGGACACCAUCCAAAGUACAUAUGCUUAAAUCAUCAGACUUCUUUUUAUGUGCUCUAGAGAACAACAUAUACUUAGUUUUACCGGCAUUCAGUACUAAUUUCAGGUCAAUAAAGUUAUUCUGUAAUACAAUGAAGGCAGACUGUAGUUCAGAUAGAGCCUGGUCAACCAUGGGGGCAGUAGCAUACACAGCUGUAUCAUCGGCAUACAAGUGCAGGUAACAUUUUUUUUUUACAGACAAGUCGAUAUUGUUCAUGUAAACAGAAAAAAGUACAGGACCCAGAAUCGACCCCUGCGGGACACUUUUCGUAAUAUCCAGGAAACCUGAUUUUACACCAUCAGUAGAUAUACAUUCUGUCAAGUAAUUUUUAAACCAGUUACAUGCAGCCUGGUCUAGGCCAAUUGAGGAAAGCCUCUGAAUUAGCAGGGAGUGAUCAACAGUAUUGAAAGCCUUUGACAGGUCAAUGAAGAGGUCAGAACAAUGUUGCCUUUUAUCUAUACAGUUAACCACAUCAUUUAUAACUAGCGAUGCAGCAGAGAUGGUGCUAUGACCUGGUCUAAAACCCAACUGAUAUACAUUUAGAAUACAUUUCAAAGAUAAGAAAGAGCUUAGCUGAGAAUUAAUCAAGGAUUAUAAUAUUUUAGCUAGGUAAGAAAGUUUAGAAAUAGGCCGAAUUUAAUUAUUAAGGUCACAAGGGUCACCACCUUUGUGAAGGGGGAGUACAUGGGCUGCCUUCCAAACCUUGGGGAUAGUACUAGAUAUAAUCGUCAGGUUAAAAAUAUGGGUCAAUGAUUCAGCAAUCAGCGGGGCAGAGAGCUGCAGCAAAAAUGGAUCAAGCAUAUCAGGUCCAGUGGAUUUAUUUUUACAUCAGUCUUAAGCAAGGCAUCUAGCACAUCACAGAUAGUAAAUUGUUUAAAUGAAAACAGAUUCACUAGAAGUUGAUGGGUUAACCGUCAAGUCAGCUAAAGGCUGGCAGAGGGAAGAGCAGUCGAUUGACUGACCAGGGUCAACUACACCACAGUUACUCUCAAAUAAAAAGCCUGCUGAGAUAAAAUUAUGAUUAAAAGCAUCACUUAUCCCAUUCUUCUCAGUUAUGAUGCCCGAGUCAGACAGAACUUGCUUAGGCAGGGAAGAAGAGGAAUUUGUAUGCUGCAGUGCAUUUACUGUAUUCCAAAAUUUAGAAGGAUCACUAGCAGAGUCAGAGAUUAAAAAGUAGCUUGAUUUGGCUUUCUUAAUUGAGAUAGUACAUCUGUUUCUCAAUUGUGUGAAAGAUUGCCAGUCCACUACAGAGUCAGUUUUCCUUGCUUUGGCCCAGGCCUGAUUUCUCAUCUGAAUGAGCUCAGAUAAUGCAGAAGUUCGAACCCUUGGUUUUCUAUCUUUGACUCUGAAUUGUUUAAAAGGGACAUGUUUAUCUGCCAGAGGAAUAAAAAUGAAAGAUACUUUUUCUAGAGCCAACUCAGGGUCAGGAAUACAGGAGACAGUGGCUAAAUCAGAGUAGAACAUGUCAUGCAAAAACCGUUGCGUAGAAACAUUUGUAAAAGUUAUCUUCUUAAUUAAACGAGGAUUAGUGUUAUGCUGUUUCGUAUCUCUAAUACAUACUAUGGGACAAUGAUCACUGAGAUCAUAUGCAAAUACUCCACUUGACCAAUAUUUAUGGGGGUUAUUAGUAAGAAUUAAAUCAAUCAAUGAAGAGUUAACAGGGUUUUUCACAUUUAGCCGUGUGGGUUUUGAGAUCAAUUGAGUCAGGUUAAAAUCAAUGUUGAUCUGAGGCCGGGGAUAGCCAAUCCAGAUUCAAAUCCCCUAAAAUGACCAACUCUGAGGACAGAAAGGGUGUUAAACACUCAGAUAUAAUACCAAUAGCAUCGAUAUCAUUAUCAAUCAAUGCCACAACUGAGUUAUAUUUGUAUUGCAGAAGUUUGAACUGGUAGGAAGAGGUGUAUAGCUUAGUUGCUCCAUUUGUGUUCUUUAGGGCUAUUUAUUGUAAGUUAUAAACCUACUCAAAAUGCCAAGCUACCUGUAUCUCGUGUUGUUUCCCUGAUCCACAUGUCUAUGUGUGUGUUGCAGGGGGACAAUUCUUCUCAGCAGGCCAGUGCUCUGUCAGAGCUCAAACAGAGUCUACAGAGCCAGGAUGUGUGUCUGGACCUCCAGUACUCCACUUUUCACGACAGGGAGAUCAGGUACACCAUCAAUUUCAAUCAAUCCAUUUCCACACCCAGAAUGCAUCAGUGGCAUCAGCUAGCAUCAGUGGCUUAGGUUGAAUGAGAUCCUUAAUGCGCGAUAUGGCACAUGCACAUUAUAGAAUCUUUGAUUUAUGUAGGUUUUAUAAACAUGAUGAUGACGAUCCCCUUAGGUUUGACAACGGUUGGAUCAUCAAGAUAGGAAGAGGACUGGAUUACUUCAAGAAACCAAAGGCAAGACUUCAACCAGGGAUAUUUCUCCCCUCUAUGUUCAGUCUUCAAUUCAUAUUGUCAUAAAUACUGAUGGAUCAAAAAUAUAGAACCAACAUAAUAAUAAUCCAGUAGUAUUUAUUCAAUGGUUUUUCCCUCCCCCAGGGUCGUUUCUCCAUUGGCUACUGUGACUAUGACCUGAGGCAGUGCCAGGAGACCACAGUGGAUAUCUUUCACACCAAACACACUAAGACAUUAUAACACCUUUGGCUACUCCCCAAUAUGCACACUAGCAUACCACUUAGAAUACA